CGAAGAUCGAUCGAUUCCUUUUGAAAAAUAAUUUAGAGUAUUUUAAUAUUUAUUAUUUCAAGUAAUACAAUAUUGUCAUGUCUUUUAAAACAAAGGACGUUACCCUGUCUGAUGACCGACCAAAAACGUUACUCUUGCAAAAACAUUCGGAUUACUUAGCUGGUUACGGUUUGAACAAAGAUGAUUACGAGUUUUGCAUGACGGAGUACCUGCGAAUGUCGGGCAUAUACUGGAGUUUAACAGCUAUGGAACUGAUGGACCAAUCGUCAAGAAUGCCCAAAGACGAUAUCAUAUCAUUCAUCUCAUCCUGUCAAGACAAUGAGAGUGGAGGUAUAUCAGCGAGCAAUGGUCAUGACCCACACAUGCUUUACACACUAAGUGCUGUUCAGGUUCUGGCAAUGUAUGACAGACUAGAUGCCAUUGAUGUGGAGGGAGUAGUCCGUUAUGUGUCUUCACUACAGCAAGAGGACGGUAGCUUUUUUGGUGACAUGUGGGGGGAAGUAGACACGAGGUUCUCGUUCUGUGCAGUCAUGUGCUUGUCUCUGCUUCAGCGGCUGGACGCCAUUGACGUGAACAAAGCGGUCGACUUUGUAUUGAGUUGUAUGAACUUUGACGGAGGUUUUGGAUCCAAACCUGGUUCUGAAAGUCAUGCAGGUUUAAUAUACUGCUGCGUGGGCACGCUCUCCAUCUGCAAGCGCAUGGACGCGCUGAAGGCGGCCGAGCUGGCGUGGUGGCUGUGCGAGCGCCAGCUGCCCAGCGGUGGGCUCAACGGCAGGCCGGAGAAACUGCCCGACUUGUGCUAUUCAUGGUGGGUAAUGUCAUCGUUAUCAAUGCUAAAUAGGAUACAUUGGGUGGACAAGAAAAACUUAGAACAAUACAUUCUAGCCUGCCAAGAUGCAGAGACAGGCGGCUUUAGCGACCGACCGGGGGACAUAACUGAUCCUUUUCACACUUUAUUUGGUUUAGCUGGCCUUUCCUUACUUGGCAACACCAGCAUAAAACGGGUAAACCCCACGUAUUGCAUGCCACAAGAAACCAUAGACAGAUUAAAUUUAGAACCACAGAUACUACAAAUAUAAUUUAUUUUAAAUACGUUUGUAUAAAUUAUAAUAUAUUUAAGUCC
Bicyclus anynana (squinting bush brown) is the source of this 1123-nucleotide messenger RNA. It is a transcript of the gene betaggt-II, whose product is annotated as geranylgeranyl transferase type-2 subunit beta. The record is from RefSeq and is a predicted model, not a curated record. Gene Ontology annotation, cellular component: Rab-protein geranylgeranyltransferase complex. Gene Ontology annotation, molecular function: Rab geranylgeranyltransferase activity. Gene Ontology annotation, biological process: protein geranylgeranylation. Bases 78 to 1079 code for a protein of 333 amino acids. The transcript is spliced from 6 exons. NCBI's taxonomy places the organism in Eukaryota, Metazoa, Arthropoda, Insecta, Lepidoptera, Nymphalidae.